AGAAGAUUCAAUACCUGAAAAGAGUCAUGGAAUGGAAAAUGCUUCCGAUUCACCUGGUGGUGUUUUGUCUUUUCUUGAUACAAGUUUCUUCUCAAGAUUUACCAAGCUGUGCAGGGAGAUGUGGGGAAGGGUAUACUAGAGAUGCCGCCUGCAACUGUGAUUAUAACUGUCAAUACUACAUGGAGUGCUGUCCUGAUUACAAGAAAGUCUGCACUGUGGAGCUUUCCUGUAAAGGUCGUUGCUUUGAGUCAUUUGCCAGAGGGAGAGAAUGUGACUGUGACGCUGCCUGUAAAAAGUAUGGCAAGUGCUGUCCAGAUUAUGAAGACUUCUGUGAAGAAAUACAUAAUCCAACAACGCCACCACCAUCUCCAAAAACUCCUCGGCCAUCUCCAGAAGCUCCUCAAACUGUCAAAUCAACAACUAAACGUUCCCCCAAACCUCCCAAGAAGAGGACCCCUGACAAAGUGGUAGAAUCAGAGGAAAUAACAGAAGAACAUUCUAUUUCUGAAAAUCAGGAAUCCUCCUCUUCCUCUUCUUCUUCCUCUUCAACUGUUCGGAAAACCAAGUCUUCUAAAAAUUCAGCUGCUAAUUCAGCACUCAAGAAGAAACCCAAAGCUAAAGAUUCAAAGAAGAAGAGAAACCCUAAAGAUAAACCUACUCCAGCACCUCCAGUUGUGGAGGACACAGGAAGUGGAUUAGACAAACCCACUGUUGCUCCUGACACUGGUGUUCCUACCUCUCGGCCCACUCAAGUCACCACAACCCUUAAAGUGACUACAGCAGCACCUCUAGCAGCUUCCAAGGAGAGUAAAAAGGUCACAUCAAAAGAGACAACAACUGAAAAGGAGACAUCCACAGCUGCUAAAGAGACAACAAUUGUAACUAGAGAGGUGACUAAUACAGAUAAACAGACCUCAACUACAGCUAAAGAGGCAACUACUUCAGCAAAAGAAACACUGACUACAGAGACAAUGACAGCUGCUAAAGAUGCUAAGCCCACAACCAAGGACCCUGAGCCUACGCCUGAGAACCCUAAAUCCACAACUAAAGACCCCAAACCUACACCAAAAGACCCCAAACCUACACCUGAGGACCCUAAGCCUACACCCAAAGACUCCAAACCUACACCCAAAGACCCCAAACCUACACCUGAGGACCCUAAGCCUACACCUAAAAACCCUAAACCUACACCUGAGGACCCUAAACCCACACCCAAAGAUCCUAAACCUACACCAGCAGACCCUAAGCCUACACCCAAAGACCCUAAACCUACACCAGCAGACCCUAAGCCUACACCCAAAGACCCUAAACCUACACCAGCAGACCCUAAGCCCACACCCAAAGAUUCCAAAGCUACACCUGAGGACCCUAAACCCACACCCAAAGAUCCCAAAGCUACACCUGAGGACCCUAAACCAACACCUGAGGACCCUAAACCCACACCCAAAGAUCCCAAAGCUACACCUGAGGACCCUAAACCUACACCUGAGGACCCUAAACCUACACCUGAGGAACCUAAACCCACACCCAAAGAUCCCAAAGCUACACCUGAGGACCCUAAACCUACACCUGAGGACCCUAAACCCACACCCAAAGAUCCCAAAGCUACACCUGAGGACCCUAAGCCCACACCCAAAGACUCCAAACCUACACCUGAAGACCCUAAACCUACACCUGAGGAUCCUAAACCCACACCUAAAGAUCCCAAAGCUACACCUGAGGACCCUAAACCUACACCUGAGGACCCUAAACCCACACCCAAAGAUCCCAAACCUACACCUGAAGACCCUAAACCUACACCUGAGGAUCCUAAACCCACACCUAAAGAUCCCAAAGCUACACCUGAGGAUCCUAAACCUACACCUGAGGACCCUAAACCCACACCCAAAGAUCCCAAAGCUACACCUGAGGACCCUAAGCCCACACCCAAGGACCCUAAACCCACACCCAAAGAUCCCAAAGCUACACCUGAGGACCCUAAGCCCACACCCAAAGACCCCAAACCUACACCUGAAGACCCUAAACCUACACCAGAGGACUCUAAGCCCACACCUGAAGAUAUAACUUCUGUACCUACUACACCUGAAGUGACUACAGUUUCUAAGGAUAAAGUAACUGAAAAAGAUACACCUGCUACUCCAAAAGUUACAACUGCUUCCCCAAAGGUGACAAGUACAACCACUAAAGUGACAACCAGAGCAGUCACUUCACCGAAAGUGACAACUAAAGUGACAACUACUACAGCUAAAGCAACAACUACUGCCACCAAAGUGACGACUACUGCUAAAGAGAAAACUACUACAGCUGAAGAAAAAACUGAAAAAACUACUUCAUCAGAUGAGAAAACUCCUAAAGUGACAACUCCCACCCCUAAAAAGCCAGCUCCUAAAGUGACGACUACUGCUUCUAAAGUGACAACCACCACAACCAAAGAAACAACUACUGUUCCAGAUGAGACGACUACUGCCCCCAAAGUGACACCGAAGCCUAAAACGACAACUACUGCCCCUAAAGUGAUCACACCCAAACCCAUAAAGACAACCACUAAGACAAAAGAGACAACCACAAAAGCCAAGGAAACAACCAUUGUAACUAAAGAAACAGCUACUCCUUUGGUUCCAACUCCAGAUCCUAAAGUAACAAACAAGAAGCCUACAGCUGCACCUCAGAAACCAGAAACUACAUCUAAAAUCACAACUACAAGUGAAAAGACAACUACCCUGAAGACAUCAACAGUAACUGAUCUGAAUUCUAUGCCGCUGGAGGAGGCUACCCCCCAAACCACUCCUGGACCCAACAGAAGGCCAAACUCAGAAAUAACAACUUCUCUUACUAUACCAGAAGUCACUCCAAAGAAUGAAGGUUUGAUUUUUGAGCAGGAGAAGCCUUAUCUGAAUCCUAGACCUCCUGUGUUUUUUCCAAUAGGUAUCCCAGGUUCUAACAUGUAUGUGGAAAGGAGACCUGGUCAAGACUUUAGUAACACCCCAUUGCUUUCAGAUGAGACUAACUUAUGCAACGGGAAGCCAGUAGAUGGACUGACUACUUUGCGCAAUGGGACAUUAGUUGCAUUUAGAGGUCAUUAUUUCUGGUUGCUGAAUCCAUUCACUCCACCAUCACCAGCUCGGAGGAUUACUGAUGUUUGGGGCAUCCCUUCUCCCAUUGACACUGUUUUUACUAGAUGUAACUGUGAAGGAAAAACUUUCUUUUUUAAGGAUUCUUAUUACUGGCGGUUCACCAAUGACAUAAAAGAUCCAGGUUAUCCUAAACCAAUUGCUAAAGGAUUUGGAGGUCUAAAUGGGAAAAUAGUCGCAGCUCUAUCAAUAGCAAAAUACAAAAACAGGCCAGAAUCUGUGUAUUUUUUCAAGAGAGGUGGCACCAUUCAGCAGUAUACUUACCAACAGGAACCAGUUAGAAAGUGUUCUGGAAGAAGAUCCACUAUAAACUAUUCAGUUUAUGGAGAACCCACCCAAAUCAGAAGGCGACGCUAUGAACGGGCUAUCAUUCCCUCCCAAACACAUACUAUCAGAAUAAGCUAUUCACCUGUCAGAGUUACUUAUCAAAAAGGUUUCCUUCAUAAUGAAGUUAAAUUGAAUACAAUUUGGAGAGGUCUUCCAAAAAUGGUUACCUCAGCUAUAGCACUGCCUAACAUUAGGAAACCUGAUGGUUAUGAUUACUAUGCUUUUUCUAAAGAUCGAUAUUACAACAUUGAUGUGCCUAGCAGAACAGCAAACUUAAUCACCACCCGUUCCGGACAGACAUUAUCCAAUGUUUGGUAUAAAUGUCCUUAAGCCUGAUUUUAAAAGAAGAUAUGGAAAAACUUAAAGAAAAGAAUAUUUUGACAUGGAAAUGAUUUUAUUAAUAAAGAUGGUGAAAUGUGUGCAUACCAAU
Molecule: messenger RNA, 3888 nt
Organism: Sarcophilus harrisii (Tasmanian devil)
Lineage: Eukaryota; Metazoa; Chordata; Mammalia; Dasyuromorphia; Dasyuridae
Gene: PRG4
Product: proteoglycan 4
Exons: 14
Coding region: 27-3788 (1253 amino acids)
Biological process (GO): immune response
Molecular function (GO): polysaccharide binding; scavenger receptor activity
Source: RefSeq, a predicted model, not a curated record